CUGACAUCUAUCAACCCUCUUUUCGCCUGUUUUGCUUUACCAUCCACGAUCCUUUUUGGGCUGGUCCGGAGGCUCCUGGAGGAUCUAUGGUUUCUCUUCAUUUCGACCGUUAACCUAUCUUUCUUUUCCAACUCGGUCGAAACUAUAACAGCGUUUCCCCGGAACGAAACGCCACUCGCUCGUCCUCGGUCUUAAUUUUUGUAUGUCGACUGGAGUUGACGGUCGACAUAUCCACCGCACGCCAUCUUUCCAAAAGCCAGGCUCUAGAGUCAGUAAACGCUCGAAUUCGCGGGCGUCCCAACCCGCGAACACACCAAGCAACUCACCGGACACUUGUCAAAGUCCGUCAACCGACAUAAUGGCACAAAGCCAGAGGUCCCGGUACCUGAAGACCGGCGCCAUCGUGGGCGCUUUGUUUUUGAUGAUCCUUUGGCUCUCACCAUCGAAGCCAGCAGUAACAGGCUUUGGCCGCGAGAAAUCCCCCACUGGUGCCACUCCUCUAACGGAUAAAUGCACCAAGCCAUACGAUCCCUCGAAGCCGUUGAUUCAGUAUGCACUAAUGAUCGAUGCCGGUAGUCAAGGUUCUCGAAUCCACGUCUACCGCUUCAACAACUGCGGCCCUACUCCCGAACUUGAACAUGAAGAAUUUGAGCAGACCGAGAAGAAGAAGGGUGGCUCCGGAUUGAGCUCCUAUAAGGAAGAUGCCGAAGGAGCAGCCAAGAGUCUUGACCCUCUCAUGCAGGUUGCAAUGAGGACUGUUCCCGAAGAGUAUAAAUCUUGCUCUCCCGUCGCUGUGAAGGCCACCGCCGGUUUGCGAAUGCUUGGGCCAGAGAUGAGCCAGAACAUCCUGGAAGCCGUAAGGACUCGCCUGGAGACUGUCUAUCCCUUCCCCGUCGUCUCCCGUGAGAAGGGAGGCGUCGAGAUCAUGGAUGGAUCCGACGAGGGAGUUUACGCAUGGAUCACAACAAACUAUCUUCUCGGAAAGAUUGGCGGUCCAGACGAAACGCCGACAGCUGCAAUCUUUGACCUAGGCGGUGGUUCUACUCAGAUUGUCUUCCAGCCCACAUUCGAAAAGAGCAAGUCGGGUGGUAUGCCGGAACGCUUAGCUGAUGGCGAUCACAAGUAUGAGCUCCAGUUUGGUGGACGGGGCUUCGAGCUGUACCAGCACUCUCACCUUGGAUACGGUCUCAUGGCUGCACGUGAAGCCAUUCACAAAGCUGUCGUCGAGGGUAAAAUGGCCUCUAGUGGAAACGAUAUGGCUUGGUUGAAUCAGCCCAUCUCUAAUCCCUGUAUUGCACCUGGUAUGGAGCGCGAUGUGGAGGUGAAAUUUGACAAGGAGCACCCACUUGGAUCAAAAGUGACUGUCAAGAUGGUCGGCCCGCAGGAUGGGUCUUCUUCGCCUGCCCUGUGCCGCGGCUUCGCGGAGAAGAUUCUCAAGAAGGACGCCGAUUGCAAACUUGCUCCUUGCUCCUUCAAUGGUGUUCAUCAGCCCUCGCUUGAGAAGACAUUUUCCAGGGAAGAUGUUUAUAUCUUCUCCUACUUUUUUGACCGCACCAAGCCCCUGGGCAUGCCUGACUCUUUCACUUUGGAGGAGUUGCACCAGCUCACAUCCACUGUCUGCGCCGGCGAAUCGUCAUGGAAGAUUUUCGAAGGCAUGGGAGAAGCCAUGGCCGAGCUACGCGACCGCCCUGAGUGGUGCUUGGAUUUGAACUUCAUGCUUGCACUGCUACACUCUGGCUACGAGAUGCCGUUGUCCCGAGAAGUUAAGAUUGCCAAGAAGAUUAAGAACAACGAACUUGGAUGGUGUCUAGGCGCAAGCUUGCCUCUUCUGAGUCAGGAAUCGGGAUGGACUUGCCGCGUGAAGGAAGUCUUCUAAGUAUGAUGGAUAUGGCGGUAUGAUGAUGCAUUGAUUUUUACCGCAUCAGAUGGCAUGUGUACAUCUGUUUUCUUCUCAUGCAAAUAUGACUAGAAUUUUGUCAUGUCGAUUAUAUUGUUACUGUCGCUAUUAGACGUUGCCCAAUUCCCUGUAUGGUAUAGCAAAAGAAUAUGGAAAUGCAAUUGAUGUCCUGGAU
This is a messenger RNA of Aspergillus caelatus, 2072 nucleotides long. Its product is annotated as guanosine diphosphatase. Bases 203 to 1876 code for a protein of 557 amino acids. The record is from RefSeq and is a predicted model, not a curated record. Gene Ontology annotation, molecular function: GDP phosphatase activity; UDP phosphatase activity. Lineage: Eukaryota; Fungi; Ascomycota; Eurotiomycetes; Eurotiales; Aspergillaceae. The transcript has 3 exons. Gene Ontology annotation, cellular component: membrane; Golgi apparatus. Gene Ontology annotation, biological process: protein N-linked glycosylation; nucleoside diphosphate catabolic process.